AAUAUUUUCUUUUAUUUUCAGCUGGACGAGACCCCAUGAAACUACCAGUAAUUGUGUUCAUUCAUGGCGAAUCUUAUGAUUGGAAUGCUGGAAACCCAUAUGACGGCAGCAUACUUGCGAGCUUAGGAAACGUUGUCGUCGUUACGAUAAACUACAGAUUAGGAAUACUCGGUUUCUUGCCUGCUACGGAGGGAUCCGCUCGAGGCAAUUAUGGGUUGAUGGACCAAGUUGCAGCCUUGCAUUGGGUACAAGAAAAUAUAGCAGAAUUUGGUGGCGAUCCGAAAAACGCUACAAUCAUAGGGCAAGGCCAUGGUGCUGCAUUCGUAAAUUUACUUAUGAUAUCUCCCAUGGCUAGAGGACUGUUCCAAAGAGCUAUCAUGCAGAGCGGCUCAGCCUUAAGCCCCUGGGCUAUCGCCCACGACGCCCUGAACUACGGCCGACAGGUCUGUUCCACUCUGAGAUGCCCAACGGAGGAAAGUGCGGCCAUGCUUGACUGCAUGAGACAGCGCCCACUAGCUGAUAUCAUGCGAGUGCAGCUCAUGGUUCCGGAACACCUCUCUGCUUUUGGCCCAACCGUCGACGGAAUAGUAAUACCCGUGGAUCCUUUAACUCCCAUGAACGAAAAAGAAAGUCUGUUCGGUCAAUACGAUCUUCUUUUUGGAGUUACCCGAGCCGAGUACUUCUACCAUUUGUCUUCUAACGAAGAAAAGCACGGAAUCGAUCCAGACCGCAGGGACAGGUUACUCCGAACAUUGGUCAGGAAUUUAUUCAAUUACCACAUGCAAGAAAUAUUUCUUACAAUCGUAAACGAGUACACGGAUUGGACUCGACCCGUUCAGCAUCCAGUUAGUAUACUGGAUGCAACUCUUGAAGCACUCGGAGAUGGACUAACGGUUGCUCCGAUUAUUAAAGCCGGCAAUUUGCACUCCAAAACCCGUUCAAAAACUUAUUUUUACGUUUUUGGAUACCAAACAGAAAACGGGGACUUUCCGCAAAGAUUUGGUUGCAUCCACGGUGAAGAGCUGGUAUAUUUAUUUGGAGCGCCUCUUGUGGGGACUUUAUCUCACUUUUCAAAAAACUACACCAAGUCCGAGAUGUCACUUUCAGAAGCUGUUAUGUCUUACUGGAUAAACUUUGCAAAAUCUGGUGAUCCGAACAUUACCCCGCAUCAAGAGUUGGAAAGUCUAGCGUCUGAUAAAGCUAGAGGGCGAUUUGAGAAGUUUGUUUGGGCCCAGUAUGAAACGGUACAUCAGAAGUAUUUAUUAAUAGGAUUGAAACCAAAAGCAAAGGAUCACUAUCGUGCUCAUCGAUUGUCAUUCUGGCUAAACCUCAUCCCACAACUCCACCGUCCAGGAACCGUCUCUGUGAUACCACAGCACCAUCUUCUGGACGACCACAAUAAUCCUCUAACAUACGACGGAGUCGUCAGACCUUUAGCUGAUGGCGACGACAUGUCAGCGACGUUUUCUGGACCAUUCUUGGGUGGACAACCACAGAGUUCUCCAACCUUACGACCAACGUUAGCAAAAAAUGUCACAUCAGAACCUCCAUUGACGUCUACAGACUCACCGAAAGUACCCAAACCCUAUCCUGGAACUACAGUAGAUACGAUUAGCAAUUUCACUGAAACUCGGUCUGUGAUGAUACCUCAAAGUGGUUACUCAACAGCACUCAGUGUCACCAUUGCUGUGGGUUGUUCUCUGCUUAUCCUGAAUAUUUUAAUUUUUGCUGGUGUUUAUUAUCAACGUGACAAGAGUAGGAUGGAAAUGAAGCUACAGAAAAGAAACUACAAGGAAGGAAACGUUUAUGGAACCGAUGGCGAUGAACCCGCAGAUGAAGAAUCCUUUCAUCAAACACAUGGGGGCAGUGAUAAAGACAUUAAUAUUGAUAGGGAUAAAUACAAUAUUUGGGAAUUUGAAGUUCGACGAUCAGGUGAGCGGGAAGCCAUGGUGAUACCAUCACCUCCAACAAAGACAACCCCAUCAGGUGCUGCAUCUCCUAUGACCAUCUGUCCUCCAGGUCUUCCGCCAGAUUAUGCACACCACCAUCAUGCGAUGCAUCAUCCCUCCCAGCAAGGGGUACGCAUGCUACCUCCCAAAGUACCCCCGAAACCCGUCAUGGUACCAACUCCGGCUUCAGAGAACGCCUUACCCGAAGCGCAGCCCCUGCUGCCCCAUUGUGGCAUCCAGAAGCAAAAUCCAGCCCCACCACCACAAACCCAAGAAAUGCCAGUGUGAGCUGAACAAGAUGACUUUCUUCGGGCAGGGUGUAAAUCUUGUUCAACAGUUCGUUGUCGCUAACCCAUGAUUUUACAUUUGAAGAGGGUUGAAAUCUUUCUUGAAGUGGAAAUGCCAGGGCGCUGAAAUAAUUUGUAUAUUCAAUGUUUGUCAUCUGAUGUGCUUUCAGGACUAUAACCUGACAUGUGAAAAUAGUUCUUAUUCGUGAACUUGCUCAUGUUGAUCGCAAGCAUGUUUUCUGUAUUGAAAAAUAUAU
Uloborus diversus is the source of this 2493-nucleotide messenger RNA. Its product is annotated as neuroligin-2-like. Lineage: Eukaryota; Metazoa; Arthropoda; Arachnida; Araneae; Uloboridae. Gene Ontology annotation, biological process: neuron cell-cell adhesion; presynaptic membrane assembly; chemical synaptic transmission. Gene Ontology annotation, cellular component: cell surface; postsynaptic membrane; synapse. The transcript has 7 exons. The record is from RefSeq and is a predicted model, not a curated record. The coding region runs from base 36 to 2237 and encodes 733 amino acids. Gene Ontology annotation, molecular function: neurexin family protein binding; signaling receptor activity.